Cannabis sativa is the source of this 1400-nucleotide messenger RNA. RefSeq lists its product as uncharacterized. The transcript is spliced from 3 exons. Bases 188 to 1225 code for a protein of 345 amino acids. The record is from RefSeq and is a predicted model, not a curated record. Gene Ontology annotation, molecular function: polysaccharide binding. Lineage: Eukaryota; Viridiplantae; Streptophyta; Magnoliopsida; Rosales; Cannabaceae.
UGUAGUAGACCUUCUUCUAUAAGCACCAACAAACAUAAAGGGAAAAACAAAAGAUAAAGGCGCCUCGUCAAAGAUUAUUAAAGUGAAGCCCAAGAGAUUCUCUCUCCUCUACUUUACUCAUCAAACCACUUCCAUUCCCAUAUCUCUUAAUAUUUUCUUUCAAUAAUCAAAAUAGCACCAUCUGAAAAUGUCAUCAACAUCAAUCUCUCUCUCCCAAAUCGGAAUAUCAUCCUCACCACGUUCUAUGAUUAGUCUCCUCUUAAUAACAAUCAUUGUUUAUAGCAUCAGACCAGCUGAAGCAAGCGUAUGCAGAACCUCAUGCGGCAAAGUCCCAAUAAGCUACCCAUUCGGAAUAGACGACGGUUGCGGCAGCCCUUACUACCGACACCUCUUGGUCUGUUCCCAAUCAGGAAAUCUGGAGCUCCGAACUCCAUCGGGUCGGUACCCGGUUCGAACCAUAAGCUACGGGUCCGAUCCCCACAUUCUACUCACCGACCCAUUCAUGUGGAACUGCCAAGACGGUAACAAAUUCCGUCCAACAAGACCCUUUAGCCUCGACACGAGUACCCACUUAUCACUCUCCUCUCUAAACGAGUACCUCUUCUUUAACUGUAGCGAAAGCCACGUCAUCAUCGAACCCAAGCCCGUUUUCUGCGAGCGCAAUCCGGAACGGUGCGACUCCUCGUGCGACAGCUCAGCCUACCUCUGCCGUCACAUGCCGGAUUGUGGAUCGACGGUGCUGUUCAGAGGUGGUAGCAGUGAUGACGAUUUUGCUUCUUGUUGUUCUUACUAUCCUAAAGCGACGGAAUCGUUGAGGUUGAUGUUGAGGUAUUGUACGAGUUAUACGAGCGUGUAUUGGAGGAACACUGGUGAAACUCAGCCUUAUGAUCAGGUCCCUGAAUAUGGGGUUAGGGUUGAUUUUGAAACUCCAGUCACUACUAAUUGUCUUCGUUGCCAAGAUAUGAAUAAAGGAGGUGGAACUUGUGGAUUUGAUAUUCAUUCACAGGAUUUCUUGUGCCUUUGUGAAAAAGCAAAUGUUACCACUUAUUGCAACGAUCACAGCCUUACGCAGCAUAGAAAAGUAGGAGUCAUUGCAGGGACAGCAAGUGCAGCAUCAGUGGCUGGAGUGUUAGGAAUUGGAGCUGGUGUUUGGUAUUUGAAGAAAGUGAGAGCAAAAGCGCCAGUCACAUGUGGGGUACAAUCCAAUGACAACAGGCUUUUCUAAAGAGUAAACAUCAUCAGUACUCAACAAUUAAUACACUUGUUCUUACACGGUUUGAUUAAUUAAUAUUUUUUUAUUAAUUAAUUAAUUUUUGUUUUUUUAAUUCAUCAACCUGUAAUAGUACUCCAAAUCUUGAUGGAUUUGAUUUUGCCUUCGUUUAACGAUGUUCUUACUUUUA